Molecule: messenger RNA, 978 nt
Organism: Aspergillus eucalypticola CBS 122712
Lineage: Eukaryota; Fungi; Ascomycota; Eurotiomycetes; Eurotiales; Aspergillaceae
Product: nucleotide diphosphatase
Exons: 1
Coding region: 82-939 (285 amino acids)
Molecular function (GO): nucleoside triphosphate diphosphatase activity
Source: RefSeq, a predicted model, not a curated record
CCCAAUCACGACCAUAUAUACCCAACACCUAUACAACCUCAACCUCUCACCCCACAAUCCAAAACCAAACACAUAUCCAAAAUGUCCGACAGCAAACAAUCCCUCCUCUCCCAAACGGAGCUCGAAUCCGACGACCCCCCACCAGCCUACACCACCACCACCAGCACCAACAACCAACCCAACCACCAAAAACGCGCCUCCCUACUCCCCCGCCCACCCCCACUCUCCCUCCCAAUCCUAACGCACCUGCGCUCCAAGCGCUUCAUCCUGGCCUCAUCCUCCCCUCGCCGCCGGCAAAUCCUCUCUCUCCUCUCCCUCCCCAACAUGGAAAUAAUCCCGUCCAACACACCCGAAGACCUACCCAAGACGCUCCCCCCCUUCGAAUACGUCCUCCAAACCGCCACGCAGAAGGCACAAGCCGUGUACGCGCAGGAAAUCGACUCACCGAAAGGUGACCCAUUCAUUCUUGCAGCGGACACCGUCAUCGUGGACACUUCCACGGGGAGUAUAUUAGAGAAGCCGCGGAGCGAGGCGCAUCACAUCGCGAUGUUGAAGGGGUUGAGGGAUGCGGGGGAACAUAAGGUGUAUACGGCGCUUGUGGCGAUGACGCCGUUGGCGAGUGCGAGGGUUCCCGGGUAUGCGUUGGAGAGUUGUCUGGAGGAGACGAAGGUGUGGUUUGAUCAGGGGGUUAGUGAUGAGGUUAUUUUGGCGUAUGUGAGGACAAGAGAGGGCGCGGAUAAGGCGGGUGGGUAUGGGAUUCAGGGCCUCGGGAGUAUUCUUGUGGACAGGAUUGAGGGCGGGUUUGAUAAUGUGGUGGGGUUGCCGUUGAAGAAGGCGCUUUGGUUGAUGGAGAAGGUGGUGGUUAGGGCGGAUGAUGAGGAUUUGUUGGAUGGGGAGGGGGGAAGUGAUGAGGAGGAUGGGGAGGGGGAAGAGGAGUAAUUGAGUAGUAGUAUACUACGGGGUAUUAGUAGUUAUUCU